This is a messenger RNA of Anopheles stephensi (Asian malaria mosquito), 3269 nucleotides long. RefSeq names its product tubulin glycylase 3B (gene TTLL3B). Gene Ontology annotation, cellular component: cilium. Lineage: Eukaryota; Metazoa; Arthropoda; Insecta; Diptera; Culicidae. The transcript is spliced from 3 exons. The coding region runs from base 820 to 3078 and encodes 752 amino acids. Gene Ontology annotation, molecular function: protein-glycine ligase activity, initiating. The record is from RefSeq and is a predicted model, not a curated record. Gene Ontology annotation, biological process: cilium assembly; cilium movement; protein polyglycylation.
GAAAGAACGGUGAUGAAUUUUCUCAGCUACUGCUAAGGUCCAGCUUUGCACCGUACACCGGCAAACCGUCCUCCACGAACCUUAUCCCGCCUAUCUAUAGCUCCACCUGCUCCUCGACCUCGUCCCAGUCCUCCCCGUCGGCUAACGCAUCCUUUCCCUCCCAUUGGCACUCGCGCUGCAAUCUUCCCAUCACGCGCGGUCACUGUUUCAUGGGCAGCAGCUCUAGCAGUUCCCAUGGUUACGGCAUCAGCAAAGCAACAACCACUUCUUCCACCGCUAUAAGCAACAGCAUGAGCAACGGCAACAGCCACAGCGGCAACAGCAACAGCAGCUAUCAUACUAACAGUACUGUAAAACGUAGUAGACACAACGCAGCAACUCCCGCCACACGUUUCCACGAAACGCUUUUCCGUGUACCUCUGGUGAAAAUUCAAGGUUCUUCCUUACUUAAACCAAAUUGUUUUGUGUUUCAGUAGAUUCUAGUGUACGUUUACUCGGUGUAUAAGUGUGUUAUCCUGAUCCCGGGCGCGACAGCGACAGCAGCAGCAUCAGUAGCGGCAGCAGAAGCACCCACCAUUAGCAGUAGCGGCGGACACGUCUCCGUUCGAAGGGAUAUAUUAAAAUUUUUGUUGUCUCCAGACGCUCGGUCGAUUGUUGUGAGCAAGAGUUGUCUCAAUAUUUUAAGCCCAAAGCCAGUAGUUUAGCUAAUUAUAAUCUACACACGUUCGGUUUGGCUACGGCCAGCGUAGCGAUAACGAUACUCGAUAGAGGUGUUCACCCGUGGAUGUUGAACAGUUCCCGUUGAACGAAAUAGAUGAAAUGCAUUUAAAAAUCAAAUUUGUUACCAGUGAUGUAUGGGACAGUGAUCCCGGUGUUGAUCUAGCGGACAUAACGCUCGAGCUGGGCGAGAUCGAUUACGGUAGGCAACUAGAUCCACGCUUCGAGCAGGCGCCGGUCCAUCUUUCCAAACGCUUUCUCAAAAGUUUACCUCCAGUCGAACCACUGUCCAGUGCGCAGCGCACUUCCGCAGCCACUGGUACGACGGGCGAUGAUGGACGUGCACUAUCACCACUAUCGCGCCCCUUCCCAAACCCGAAGGCAAACCAGCAUGUGCACACAUUCCCGCGGAUGACUCCUCGGUUGCAUGCCCUGGAGGACGACGAUGAUUCGAACCGUACGCCAAAGCACAAGUUUUUUCGCAACUACAGCUUCGACUUUCUAAAGCAAAAGCAGCUGAAGACAAAGAUUGCAUCGGCAGUGGAAAAGAAGCACAUUUUUUCGAUCGUUGGCCACUACCCGGCGUUGCGGAAGGCACUCAAGACACGCCACUGGCUGGAGAAGCAAACGUUCCGAAGUGCGCUGCUGCGUGAGCUCUCGCAUCAUGCACUGCUGCAGAAGGCAUCCAACGGAAACGAGUACGAGGAAGCGCUUGUCUCCAAGUACCUGAAGCCUUACCUGCCGUACUUUAUCUGGCAGCACCGGAACAUGCGUGAUUGCAAACAGGAUCGCUUCUACGCGCCUUACCGCAGCCGAAUUCACUACGAGCGACCGUACGACUUUGCUGUGAAGGAGAACUUAAUCCGAUUGAUCAAUGCUUCCCACUGGCACCAGGAGGAAGGUUUCGCCGAGCUGGACUAUCCGCGUACGUAUCUGCUCGAUACGGAGGACAUCAUUACCAAGUUCCAGGAGGAUUACCAGCUAACGAUUGUGAGCAGCUUUCUGCACCACAUGUCCAAACACUUGGAGCACUCGUUCGACGACGACGGCACACUGCCUACGGAUGUACUAACGAUAGCGAUGAACUAUCUGCGGUACUACCUGGGCUGCGCACAGCACGAGGAUAUCGAUCACGAGGAGUUUUGCGAACCGUUGCUGACGCCCGAGAACCGGCACGAGAUGGAACAGAUACUGGCGGGUGAGGCGCAGUUCGGGAGUAUCCCGGGGUACGAGGUGCUGUCGUUGGUGGCGCAAGUGAAAAAGUUGGUGCACGAAGCGGCCAAGAUUUUCCCGGACAUGAAGAUCGAUGGGAUACGGAACAUGUGGAUCCUGAAGCCGGGAAAUCGGUGUCGCGGCCUAGGGAUAAUGAUCUUCAACGACGACCGCAAACUGUUGGAGCACGUAGACAGCAAUCCGGAUGUGAAGUACGUUGCACAGAAGUAUAUCGAACGUCCAUUGUUGAUACAUUGCACCAAGUUCGACAUUCGUCAGUACUUUCUCAUCACCUACACGAACAAUGUGCUCAAGGUGUGGAUGUACAAAAACUGCUAUUUACGGUUCAGCUCGCGCAUGUUCAAUCUGGACGACUUCAGUGAGUCUAUCCAUCUGACGAACUACUCCAUCCAGAAGAACUACGCCAGGGAGGUCCGUGAAGGGGCGGACGCCCUGCCCACCAGUAACAUGUGGUCGCUCAAACGCUUCCAGGAGCAUCUCCAGUCGCUAGACAAGGGUUUCUACUGGGAGCGAAAGAUUUACCCGGACAUGAAGAAGAACAUCCUCGCGAUCGUCUGCGCCAGCCUCGACGGGAUGAAGAUGGAGCGCAACAUGUUUGAGCUGUACGGGGCUGAUUUCAUGGUGACGGAAAACUUUCGCACGAUGCUCAUCGAGAUCAACACCAGCCCGGACCUGUCGUCCUCCACCGACGUAACGUCCGUCAUUUGUCCAGCCGUACAGGAAGAUCUUGUUAAAGUUGUUAUAGACAAUACGAAGGAUAAAAGGGCCGGUACGGGUCAGUUCGAGUUGAUUCAUUCGCUAGAAAUACCGCGCGUUGCACCGUACGGCUACGGAUUAACCGUCGAUGGACGCUCGAUGCAAUCGAAACAUCGCUCCAAAAGCCCUUUAUCGCCCAUCAACACUUCGACAGGGCCAACCGUCUCUUCCACUGCCACAUCUACACCGAAGCGAGUACCGGCGGCACCAGCAGUAGCAGCAACGUCAACAGCCACCAUAUCGACCGGAGUUAAUAGCGGAGGUACGAAAUAUGCUCGCUACACUGCCAGUAGCUCGGAAUCCUCAAGCCGAGGAAGUAAGUCAUCGCUCACGAGCGUAAUUUUGGAUCGGCCUCGUACGACGCUGAAGUAAGCGAGCGAACGAGCGCGCGCGCCCCUGCCUUUUUGUGCUGCCACGAUCGAUGGGUCCCGGGUUGGUCCCAUUCCCGCGUUUUUCUUUUUAGCAAAAUAGUUAAUGAAACCAAAAACCAACGGAAAACUGUAUACUUUCGUAUGACAUAGCUAUAUUUCGAAAUACAUUUUAUGUCGUUAUCAGAAUGUUAA